AUGGAUACAGACGUACGGUACACGUUCCUGGACACGCUUGAUCAUCUGCCCUCGGAGCUAAUUCGCGGAUUGUGGACUCUUCAGGGCUUAGAACUACGAGAAGACCAGCAGCGAAACUUUGUAGACCAAGAGGCGGUCAAAGAAGCACAGCACUUGGAGCGAUUACUGCGGCAGCACCGCGAAUGGCUAGAAUUUCAGAAGCAGGAAAUGCGCGAAAUGGCGGCGGUGCGCGCAAGGUACGAGGCGUACGAGGGCACUGUUGAGUCGCGUGGGAAACCUAGUAGGGCUCUACGCGAGAACGCGACUGCCGCUGCUGCUGCUGCGGAGCCCAAGCCGCCGACUCCAUUGAAAAUCAAGAUUAACCUACGGCCCAGCCAGCCUGAGGAGCCUCGCUACUGCGUGUGCCGUGACGUGUCGUACGGGGCCAUGAUAGCGUGCGACAACAAGAGAUGCCCUACCGAAUGGUUUCACUACGGGUGCGUUGGGCUCCUACACGCUCCCAAGCCCAACAAGAAGUGGUACUGCUGCGACAAGUGCAGGCGGCAGGCCACAAAAAAGAAGUAG
This is a messenger RNA of Lachancea thermotolerans CBS 6340, 564 nucleotides long. It is a transcript of the gene YNG1, whose product is annotated as Yng1p. The coding region runs from base 1 to 564 and encodes 187 amino acids. The transcript has a single exon. The record is from RefSeq and is a predicted model, not a curated record. NCBI's taxonomy places the organism in Eukaryota, Fungi, Ascomycota, Saccharomycetes, Saccharomycetales, Saccharomycetaceae. Gene Ontology annotation, biological process: regulation of DNA-templated transcription.